Molecule: messenger RNA, 657 nt
Organism: Metschnikowia bicuspidata var. bicuspidata NRRL YB-4993
Lineage: Eukaryota; Fungi; Ascomycota; Pichiomycetes; Serinales; Metschnikowiaceae
Gene: URA6
Product: bifunctional uridylate/adenylate kinase
Exons: 1
Coding region: 1-657 (218 amino acids)
Biological process (GO): UDP biosynthetic process; CDP biosynthetic process; 'de novo' pyrimidine nucleobase biosynthetic process
Cellular component (GO): nucleus; cytoplasm
Molecular function (GO): UMP kinase activity; ATP binding
Source: RefSeq, a predicted model, not a curated record
AUGAUAAACAAAUACCAUCAGAGCAAAGCCCCAGACUCCAUCAAGGAAAAGGAGUCUACUGCCGCAUUUUCCCCCGAAGAUGUGAAGGUGGUUUUCGUUCUCGGAGGACCUGGUUCGGGAAAGGGAACACAAUGUGGCAAGCUUGUUGAAGAAAAAGGAUUUGUUCACUUGUCUGCUGGUGACUUGUUGAGAGCUGAACAGCAGAGACAAGGCUCCAAAUACGGAGAAUUGAUCGCACAGUGUAUCAAGGAAGGAACCAUCGUGCCCCAAGAGGUUACCGUUGCUUUGCUCAAAGACGCAAUUUCUUCUCACGUCAAAAAGGGAGACAAGCGCUUCUUAGUCGAUGGAUUUCCCAGAAAGAUGGAUCAAGCCUUGACCUUCGAAAAGGAAAUCGUGAAAUCGGCCUUCUCCCUCUUUUUCGAAUGCCCUGAGCUGGUCAUGCUCGAAAGACUUUUGGAAAGAGGUAAAACAAGUGGCAGAACCGACGACAACAUCGAAAGUAUUAAAAAGAGAUUCCGUGUCUUCAUCGAAACCUCGAUGCCUGUCGUGGACCACUUCGACCAACAGGACAAAGUCGUGAGGGUCAAGUGCGAUGAACCGGUCGAUGUCGUUUCCGAGCACGUCAAAAAGGCUUUCGAGAGCAGAGGCAUUAACUAA